Xyrichtys novacula (pearly razorfish) is the source of this 25323-nucleotide messenger RNA. The record is from the annotation of a GenBank genome assembly. NCBI's taxonomy places the organism in Eukaryota, Metazoa, Chordata, Actinopteri, Labriformes, Labridae.
GGUUUCUGUUGAUGUCAAAAAGUUACACAAGCGAGAGAUGAUUUUACAACAGGACGGUUUCACAACUGUCAAUAGGGCUUCACUACAUCACCCACGUUUCACCUUCGCCAGUCUAACCCGUGAAUGCAGGUCUUUAUCUUAUCCAAGGAGAAAUUAAACCUUGCACAUAUUCAAACCCGCGUUAAUGUGGGAUCAUUAGACAAGAGUCGUCCACGCCUUUUGACAAUAACCGUCAAAGAAACACGCCUUUUUCUCGCCUCUCUGAAUGCAGAGUGACCAGACAUGAUUGGGAAAAUACCGGUAUGUUAACGUGAGCGUCUCAGUCGUCGUAGAGAAGAAGAAGAAGCUGAAGGAGCUGUGUCUGUGCGUCUGGGCCAACACCACCGUGAAGCUUACACUACACCGCGUUUAAUUGAGGACUUACACCACUUAAACUGUUUCCCCCCCUGAACAAAUCUAUCAAUCAUGGAGUUGAGCUCAGUGAUUUUGACGACCGGAGGCUCUGUCGGGUUUUUCAAGCUUGUCAACGCGGGGGUCCGGAGGCUCCCUAUACCUGAGACCGCCUGCAGGAACGCGUGGAAAUGGAGAAAUAUCGCCACAUCUUUCGUGCACAGUCUGAUCACUGCGAUAUGGGGAGUGCUUUGGUGAGUUUGGACUAAACUUCAUUUAUGUUUAAUGAUAAAAACCAGAGUGUAACAGGAUGUGGUUUGGAUAGAGGUGGGAAAGUUGUGUGAUUUCAUAAAUGGACGCUUGAUUUUUUCGCGGGUCAUUCAGGAGAACACGAAAUAACUUUAUCUUGGCUUUUACGGACAAUAUAUCUAAUUUAUCUCCUUGUUCCUUCAACCUAUAAUCGUCAUAUGAAUAGGAAUAGAUUUAGUCAAUGAUGUAUUAAGACUUUGAUCCACAUGAAAAAUCCAAAAUCACUGCAAAGAUGUUUUAUCUAAAGUUGUGUCUUUUUCUUUUUCAGCUUUUUCCGUCACCCACAGAUGGCAGAGGAUUUGAUAGAAACCUUUUCCGUGUUUUCUCAUGCAUUGGUGUCGUUUUCCAUUGGUGAGUUGCCUCUCAGCACAUGUUGAAUGCUGAAUUAAUUGUGGACUUAUCUGAAUGGGAGGAUGGUGGUGGUGGUGGUGGUGGUGGUGGUGUUUGUGUAGGGGGGUGGGAAGGUGGGGAAAGAGAGUGCACAUGGGGGUUAAAGUGACAAAGGAAGGUAAGAAAGUGACAUUAUUACUCCCAGUUGGACUCACUGAGCAUUUUUUGGUCUAAAAGAGAUCUAAUAGACACCUAAAUGUAGCCUAAAACUAGUCUAAAAUAAAGAUGAACGUUUUGUAGAUGUCUAAAUUUAGACUGAGUUUAGCUCAAGUUUAAAUCUGGGCUUUAUCCAUACUACACAGUAUAUUGCUCAAUGACCAUCAUAAUUAUUUUGGUUAAGCACUUGGAGAUCAGUUAUGCAACUCACAGUUGCUUUUUGAAAUAAAUAGUUAUUGAAUAAUGGGUUAAAGUGCAACUUCAAAAAAUGUACAGAAUCUAUACAGUUGAAAUUAGGUCUAAGAAAACUAGACGUCUAAUAGCCGUCUAUUGCUCAGUGGGUAGUGUAAGGGAGCCUGAAUGCAACAUUUUUUGAUCGAGGCUUCAUCUAAUUUGUUCAAUUUCAAUCCAGAGAAAGUUUUAACCACAUGCCAGUGCAACAUGUCUUGUAAUUAUUCACCCACAGAGGCACUCCUGCAGAUAACUUCCUCUUCACUUAAGUGUUGUUUUCGUUGACGACGACGUAGACAAAAAUAUUUCGUCAACGUCAUCGUCAACGAAGACAACACUGCAGAGUAUAUGUUUAGCAGUUGACUGAUGAAAUGCUCAUGAAUUUUGCAACUAUGUUCAUCGUCCACCACUAACGUUUUCGUCUAGUCUCGUCAGCGUAAACGCACAUGUAAUGUCUUGUCACAUUUUAGUUUGCUAAGACUCAUGUCUAGCUCGUCAACGUCACGUCUUCAUCGUGGAAAAAAAGGUGCGUUGACGAAAAAAACAACACUGUUUCACUUAUUAUUUCUUGAAAUCCAUAAUGUUGGCUCCUGAGAAUUCAUCGUUUCUCCCUCAACCAAUUUAGAGAGUCAGGUGAAUUUGAUUUUCUUAUUGUUUUCAGUCAUAUUCAACUUUUACCCCACACUCUUAAAAUAGCAGCUCACCCUACUUUUUCUCAUUAACCCCUAAAUCAUUAUGGCCUGGCGAGCGGCACGUGAGACCUCUUAAAAGAACAAAUUUACUGGAUCUGUGCCAGGCAACAAGUGCUCCCCAGGGAUUCCCAGGAUGUUUGACAUUCUUUCAGGAAGCCCAGCCCUGGAAGCUGGCAAAGCAAGGAGCGCUGUCGGUAUGUGAAGAUCAAUGGGGAGCAUUAUUAUCAGUCCCAGGCACCAGGCGUAACCCCGUACGGUCACGUGACAUCACCCAAACAUUGCAACUACGCAAAAAGUCAGUCAAUUUAUGCAAGAUGCCAGCGAUAACACAAAAGGGAGUCAUCCUCAGAAGAACAAGUGGGGUGCUUUUCUCUUACCCGCCCACUAGAAAGUGGUGUGACUCUGAGGCCCUCAGAAAGUAGAUUCAGGCGUUUUGUAGAUUCAGCUCAGCUGGUCGGAGUGCCAGACUGAAAAAUCUCGCAUGCAAGGAUGUGCGAUGAUUUAGUCUCCACAGCUUGAAAAGAAUAAAUUGUGAUAAUUAGGAAAUACUGUAUACGCCUUACAGCCCAACGUUGGUCAGUGUUUUAUACCGGUUUCAUGUGCUUCUAAUGUGCUGCUCUUCAUUUCCAAAGACUAACCAGUUUAUGGUUUAAUGGUGUUUUCCAUGCAAACAGUAGAUCUCUAGGUCAUCUCUAAUUAAAAACAGCAUUGUUAAAAGUAAAUAGAAGUAUAUCUCUUGAUACAGAGUGAUGGAUUAUGGUUUACUCGCACUGCAGAAAUUACCAGCCUUAGUUUUGAGUUUUUAACACACUGCUAUAAAUUGGCAGACUAAGAAUCAAGCUAAGUGUCUUAAUCCAGUCUCUCAGUCUUAAGUGGGUCAUUUCAGCAGAGAUGUGAUGCUGGCAUUCAUCAGCCUGAAACCCGCUUGUUUGUUUGACGAACUGGUUUGAGAAUGGAAUUUCCUCUUCACGUAAACAAACCAGUGUAUAUCACUUAACGCCAUCUUGAAUACCUACUGUACAUAUGUAAAAAAGCAGGCAGAACACAAUCCAUUGUCAUGACGCCGUGGUCUAGGCAUGAUUCAUUUAUGCAUAUGAAGAGAUACCCACAGAUGCAGCUUACAGUUUGAUCUAUGUUGUAUAAAAUCAACUACAGCAACAAAUCUGAUGUACUUUUUGUCAAUAAAGCCAAUCAGAAGUGAUGAAUCCAUCUCCUUCAGGAAACAAGCACUGUGAAAUGUCUUUUCUUCUCUUCUUGAAGACAAACAGAGUAAUGCUUACAGACAUACUCAUGAAUCAAAAUUUGCAAGGUAGUGUAAUUUUUUGCAAAUUUAACACCCUUCAGCUGCACAAGAAACGUCAAGUCCUUUCUUUGUGAUCAUACCACUAAAGUAGACUGAAGUCAGACGAACAUUGUCUGUUCAUGUAAAGCGCUAUUGCUGCAUGUGUAAAGGGGAGUUUUGUUGAAAUAGAGAAUGUGUUUGCUGCAAAGACUACACAUAGUUUUACCUGCUUAUUGUUGAUGCUACAAGAGCUGUUAUAGAGACCAGGUAAUGCCAAUAAACUCAUUUUCUUGAUGUAUCUGUGGUACACAUCUAUUCUGUAGUGUAUAUCGCCCAUUUAUGUGUAGCUUGUCAGACUAAAACACGUCUCCACAUCAUUAAAAAGGUCCUGGUGUCAGAUUUCUUGCAUAAUUAGGUUAAUUCUAGUCUCCUCAAAGCCCUGGGCGCCCUCGCACCCCUUCGUCCCCCCUCCUCAACACUUCAUUAUUUUUCCUACUUUCUGAAUAGCUGUCACCAUGGAUACAGCUGGUGGAGGGGAAGAGGUGGGGUUAGUUGGAGGAUAUGAAUAGCCCCUCUCCAAGACACGUCGUUGUUGCUAUCGCUGUCGUCAUGGAAGCAGCCCCCCCACCAUCAACAGGCUUGACACUCUCCGGGCUUCAAUCUGUUGUGAUUUGAUUGUGUAAUGAAUAAAUUAAUGUAGAUGUGAAAUUAACAUCAAGUUUAUCUUCACAGGCUACUUCAUCUACGACUUCUUUGACAUGGUUCUCAACCAAAAGCUGAGUCAGGCCUGGGAGCUUCUUUUUCAUCAUCUAGUGGUAAGUUUUUCAAAGAUACAGUCUGGAAAAGCUCCUGUCUGAGAUAUGUGGGUUUUUUUUACUUCACCUUGACUUUAGCUGUGAGUAGGUAUCAAAUCACCACCCAAAACCCAAGCACACCUGUCAGAAGCACACGCACCGCCAAGACUAAAUACCCGUCUUUCUUGUCUAGUGACAAAGAAACAAGUGAGGGAGGAACAAAGAGGCAAUCAUUCCUAUGUGACAGCCCCCCACCCCCCCUUCCCCACAAGCAUUCAACCUCCUUUCACGCCUUGAGAAAGUUGAACACCGCCCAGCUCUGUCAGUCUAUUGCCAUGCACUUAACCGCAGCAAUGUUUCAGUAAGAUUCUCAUCAGUGCCCGCCAUCUUUAUGACAGAGCCGCGCUCAGCAGGUUCGCCUGAUGAGAGGAAUCUUCCCGGGGCAAAAAGGAGUCGAAUCAGUCGGUCGCUCCUAAAUUCAUGCUGUCAAAAGUGAUUUUACACAGAAUGACCUAAAGUGGUAACACAGAACAACAUCUAGAUUUGAUCAUGUUUUUCUACACCUCUCUGGGCCACAUCUGAGACCUGGUUUAGGAAGAGAAUCGCAAGCUGUUGCCAAACGCCCUUCUUUCUGUCGAAGUUUAUCACUCAUCUUUUGAAAAUGGUGCAAAUAUAAAAUGAAUGGAAAAUGAAUUAAAAAAAGGAAAUUAUGUGCUCCUUUGAAUUUUAAAUAAUGAAACAGAGACAGUAAAACAUGGACAAGGCUAAACUUCUCAGAGGUAAAGAUUUGGAGAAGUUCACAACUUGUGGCAGACUGUAUGAGCGAAAAGUUCACCAACUUCAAAAUAAUGUUCCCAAGAGUAAAAUUGAGAGAAGAUGCAAAAAUUUCUGUUCUAUGUGGACAAGUCUGAAAACCAAUACUGGGAGUCUGGGAUCCUCUGGCCCUCACUAGAUUAAAAACAGACACGACUCUGUUGGGAAAAUCAUCACAUGGGCUCCAAUUCACUUUCAUAACUCUUGGUCUGUGAGAAAUGUUUAUUUCCGCGCUAACACUCACAGGUUAAAACUCUACGAUGCAAAGAGGAAACGAUGUAUCACCAUAAUUUAGAGAUGCUGUUGACUUCUUUUGGCCUAAGCUCAUUGAACUAAUGUGGAAACAGUCCUGUGGUCAAAAUUUGGUGUUACUGUUGGAAAUCAAGGAUGACCACUGCUGUAAAGAGGAGAUGAGCCAUCCAGCUUACCUGUCAGCACACAGCUGUUGAGAUACAUAGUUGUUGAGGGGAAUUUGUUCCAGUUUUUGAGCACCUUACAGUCCAAUCUCAAUCAUUUGCUCAGAUCUUUUUGGUUGUUUUUCCUUUUUUUUUUGAUGACAGUACCUCAGAGUGUGCCCUCUGCUGUCCUGGCCUUUCCCUUUUUUUUUAAGUUGUAGUGUUUUCUUAGCGAGGUGGAUGAACUUUUUACUGCGUUUUACUCAUAAUGCAGUGGCUUUGACCGUAAACCAAAUCGUGAGUUUGGGUUUUUGUUGUAGUCAUUUUCUCUUUUUAAUUUUGUCUUAUGUAUUCAGAAAAACAUCAGUCUCUUAAAGACAAGGUGAGUCUGUUUCAUUCCAGGUGAGAAUCAGUUUUUAGUUGAUGACAAAUCUAAAAGUCAUUCCACAAGAACUGUGGGAGCAGGCUCAACAACACUCACUGUUAGUAUGAGUUUGACAGUGGGUCGCUGUAUCCCCCUUAUUUCAGAUUUCUUUUCCUUCCUGACAUCCUGAAAACCUCGUGAAUGGACGCUUUGGCCGGGCCAGCUGGCCUCAGACUGUCACUAGAGUGUGGGAGGAACAAGACUUCUUGCUCAUUCACAUUGCUGUCUGUGUUUCUAAGAAAGCGAAAUCUCUUUCAUCGCUUCUGAAUCAUACCAUGAACAAGACUUUAAUUCACUCUCUUCUGUUUUUUCACCCCUUGAUGUCAAUGUACCUCUCUUUAAAACCAUCCUGUCUUUCUUACUUAUCCUCAUGUGGUCUCCUCUUUUAUGUUUUGUUUCUGUCUCUUGUUCUUUUCAUGCAGCUUUUGAUUCGAUUGUGCAGAACAAUGUCAAGCUUGAUAUGUGAACAAGCAUUCUGCUCAAAUGAAAUCUCAGGAAUGAUCCAUGCUGGACCAGCUGGUCAUAUAGUCAAGCACCUAUAACUCUGCGGAAUCUCCUCCAUGUUUUGGCUUCAUGCUUAAAUAUUUUGAACUGUUACAAAGUUUAAGCUCCUGUGAGGACUUUUUCAACAUCUAUACAAUACAGUGAAAUUCAAAUUGUUUUCUUCUUGUGAUAUCCAAUAGCAAAGAAGACUAUCAGGGACACGAUUGAUGUAUUUACAUUUUCCACAUUUAGUAUUUCGGAAAAAUAAUACCCCCUACUCGUCAAAAGUCUGAUCUUUUGCCAGUAGACACUAUGUAAGCAUGCAGAGGAUGAGAAAAUCAACGGUCGUUUUGUCCUUAGGGGUUGCCAAUAUUGACACAAUUCAGAAGUUCCUCACAGGAGCUUUAACAAAAAAUGCACAAUUGUCUGGACAAAUGGCAAAAGUAAAGCGCAGUAUAUCUGAGACUGUUAGAACGAACUCAACACUAACUGAUUUAGCUUUGUAGAGUCCUUCUAAAUGUUUAUGUGUGUGCUUGCUCGGCAUGUGGUUGAAAUAAGUGCAAUUACAUAAUUUGAUAUCAUGAUCAUUAUAUAAAGUUUGGCAUACACAUAUUAGCGUGCAGUUUAACUAUAGCUGACAGUUUCUUUCACCCUUUUUAUACCUGGCAUGAUAUGGCGAUAUGGUGUCUGUAAUAUGGAGGUACAAAGGCAGUGAAGUGGCAUUAAAGUGCUGUUGUUGUUCAGGAAAGUGCGAUUGACUUUGCAGCCCUGGUGAGUGUCUACCAGUAGCAAUCAUGAUGUUGGCCCUACCAACAGAUCUGGGGGGCCUGCCCAAAUACCUGGGCAGGUCCCCCAGAUCUGUUGGCAGAGCCAAAGUAUAACCGCCAAACCUUUUUAUAUCUUUCUUUUUUAUAUCCAUCUGAGAUUGCCAUCUGCAAUCACUGAUUCCCCCUUGCUAAGUUCACAGCAUGUGGAAACUGGCGUGUGCUCUUCUGCAGACAAUCACAGAAAGAGAGAGAUGUCCUUCAUCACGUCCCUCUUGUUGAUGUAUUGAUUGAAGUGUGAGUUUUUUUCUAAAUAUGAACUCCCUCAUAAGUUUUUCAUAGUUUUGUGCAGCUGUUCAUUCUGUAAUAUCUUUGUUUUGGAUCUCCUUCAUUAAUUGACCUCCUCACAGAGAUCAUCUGUUGUGAUAACAGAAUCAGGAGUGAAGAAGUUGUGAUUUUGGGGUGUCUUAAGAAACAUGCUGCUGAUUAAUUUUGUAGAAAAAAACAAGCUGAGACACACUUCUGUGUUUGUAUGUGUGUGCAUACCCAUGUUUUUGUGGAUAAUAGCAUUGUAAAUCAUCUAAGUAUAUGAAGGUUGCCUUUAUGCCUCCCCAAUCUGUAUUACAAAACAUACUGAGGGAUAAGUCUUUUGAAUGCUCCUCAACAAAUGACAAUAAGAACGGUGUUAUAUUGUUGUAUGAAUGCUGUCAAAUCUAAGCUAUAAAGGAUCAUAUAGGCAAAUGUCAGCAGCACUAAAUGACUGAAUGCUUCAGAGCAAAAGGCCGUCUGUAUCUGACAUGCAAAUAUAUUUUCACACUUAUUUAAACAGAUGUGUCUUUGUUCAUAUCCAGUGUAGUUACUCACAAUAUUAACCCUUUAAUGCAAAAAAAACACUAAUUAUGGCAAAAGAAAUUCACUUGAAAUCUUAAUUUCACUUACUACUGAAAACAAAACAAAAAAAUUAAAAUGUCCUUAAAAUUUAACAAAUAUAUUUACUUAUCUCAUUUGAUACAUUAUAUGUUUUUGGAAACUGAUAAACUACAAGAGGACAUUUUUAUCAUUUAUUGGACUGUAUUCAGGUGUUUUAUUAGUAAUUUGUUGAUCAUAUUGAUUUGAUAGAAGUAUCAUAAAAAUAUAUAUGAUACAAAAGGCAUUAAAGGGUUAAGUUUAAGUUUCCAUAAUACAGCCUCCAAACUUUGGUAAGGGUUUCCUCUUUUUAAACGGGCGUACGGUGAACCAGCAGGAGGUGAAACAGAAGUUUUGUUGAUCCCUGUUGUAGCCAUCCAGGAGGAAUAAUAAAGGCAAACAUUCCAUGGAAAGUAUUUUUUUCCCCUUCCUCCUGACUGUAGAGAGGAUUAGCAGCUUCUUAUUUCUGUCUGAGGAACAUGUGGGUCUUGACACAGUCACUCAGUCCUGAUGGGAUGCUGUCAACCCUUACCCUAUAUUUCCUUCAGUGAAACAGGAAGUUGUGAUAGUUCUACCAGGAAUGAAGUAUCUUUCCUGAGGAGUUCAAAAAGGUAUCAUGAAGGGAUUAUAAACAUAGAGUUGAUAAAUAUCAGUGUUGUAGCUGAGCUGUGGAUGGUUCUCAUACAAAGCCCUUAUCCGUGUGUUGAAUCUGUUUCAGCCUGGAUUGCCCAUGACUCUCGGAAACAGUGAGCCUAUAAUUCUAAAUAUGAGCCACAAGACAAGAUGCCAAGCAGAGGCAGGAGAACAUUAUUUUUUCCAUGGAGAAUGAAAGCAUGUGAAAAGCAGUACGUCUGAUGUCUCCUUUUGCAACUCCCAUCGGUAAUACACUGUGGAAACACAAUCAAAAUCUCUCUCUUGUGUUCUCACAUGGGUUUGAAACUUUGCUGUUUUCUUCAGCAAAUGUCUCUCAGCCCUCUGUCAUUAAGCCUGAAUUCAAUUACUUAGUAGAGAGGAGUAAAGGGCUGAAGCUUCAGAAGCGGAUCAGGGCAGCAGAGGUCAAUCUGCUGUUUGAGGAGACAUGCUGUUCCCAAUCACAUCUACCCUCCUCUUCCUUUCUUUAAUCUGUGAAGGGAAUGAUUGGAAAAACGUCCACCUUGAUCCACAUGAAUUUUUACCUUUGUGAAAAAGACCUGGUGAAUGGAAGUUGUUCAUUGUUAUAGAUGCACUGGACUGAUCACCACCACUCCAUUAGCCAUAUGCUCACCAGAAGUGAGCAAAUGGGUUUAGAUUGGGGCAUCACACAAAUACAUGAAUAUCUGAGAUUGUUGCAGAUUCUUAUGCCAGUCAGAGGUCUGCCUGCAUUAGGAUUUCAACCUUCUCAUUCAAACAGAUUAAGUCAUUCCUCUAUCACCUGGAUGGAUUAAAGAUGGUAACAGAGAUUCAAAUCCAUCAUUUUGGUUGGCUGUCUUUGAGAGUGUGUUUUGGGGCUUUUUUAGCCUUUGUUGACAGUGGUAAGGACAGAGGAUAGAGCAGGAAACAGUGCAGAGAGCAGGAAAAGGGCCUCAGGGUGGAAUUGAACCCGGGCUGCCUGUAUAUGAGGGGUGCACUUUGACCAGCAGGCAAACAGCCUCCCUUGAUUGGCAUUUCUAAGAACCUUUGAAUAGUUUUUUUUUCUGGAAAUCUGGCUAUUCUUGGAGCCAGAACACUCCCCAGCAUGGAUUACAGAUGUUUUGUUUGUUUAUGCUAAUUUUUCUUCUUUCUACAAAUACUAUCUUGCUUCUCGACUGAAACCAGUAUUUUCCAUUAUCUCCAGAAAUUGGGUUUCUUUUCUUUCCACCGUCCUCUGCUGGAAGAGACCACAAAAGUAUCAGACAGGAAGUGUCCGUUCGCCUGGUAGCUGUGUGUUUUUAUCACCGAAACUACGGCACACGCUUUGUUUGUUUUUCCUCCUACAACCUGGAAAUCCUCUAAGCUGCUCACGCUCAGAUUUUCUGUGUUUUCAAACUCGACCUCGGUCAUUUUCCCUCUUGAAGGUUUAGGAGGGAAAUUUCAUACCGACCUCAGACAUGAAUGGAACUUGUCUCUGUUUACCAGGCAUGAAAAUAGACAUUUGUGGGAGGCGCGUGUGUGUUAGGUAUCCAACAGGGAAUGUCAUUUUUGGAAGCAGGAGCCUACUGUAUUUGGUCGUUGGCCAAGUUGUCACCGGUGUGACACCUCAUGUCACUGGAAUGCCAUAUGUGUCACGGACCUCUGCACCUUCCACUCGAUAAAACCUGACUAUCCUGUGCGCCUGUUUCUACCUCAUUAGUCUCUGUCGUGAUCCAGGCUCUUUCUUUUUUUGCUGCAGGUCUUUUAAGGACCCUGGCAUGUCCAGAAAGAAGCACAAACAAAAAUAAAAAGCAGCAAGAUUUGUAAUCCUUAAAUCCUUAUUUGGUUUAAGGUCUCCAUUGUUGCCCUUGCUACUCUGUUUUCUUUUUGUGGCAUAUCCUGCAUCUACAAAACAUUAACAAGUAUGUUUCUCUGUUUGAUACAUCCUUGUGGGGUGUUUUCCUGCAUCAAACAGCUUUUUUUUAUUUAGUAUGAAUGAAUGGUAUGUUUUUGUUUUUGAUGGCCAGCCCACACAUAUAUUUCCAGCACAGUCCAUAGUCUGUGGGCUGUGCCACUCCUACUUUUUGACCUAUGCUUUGGAGUGACAAACCAUAAAGAUCGAGGUUUGCGUUUAAAAAAUCUACAGUGUCAACAUUCUGUUUGCAAAACCCCGAGCUGCUGGAGUCCUGGAAGUUUUGGUGGAAGAUUUAGCGCAGAUUGAGAGAAAAAACAUCAAUAUAUCUGGAUGGGCUGAGGGUGAAAUUAUGCAAAGAGGAGGAAGAAGAAUUGCAAAAUAGAAAAAGGAAUGCGUGCUGUAGUUUUUACGACGAGGAAACAUCUUCAUGUAUGUGUAUUUGUCUCAGCAGCCUCAUCAUUUAUGGCGGGGAACCCCGGGAGAGUCCCCCCUAUUCUGUGUUUACUUAGACAGGAGGACACACAUCUGGUCUCCACAUGAACCUCAGCCUCGGAGAGAAACACACACACACGCACGCACGCACAUACACACAUAGCAAUCCUCCAGUUUCCUGAAAGGGCUCUGCAAAUGCAUGCACCCCCUCAGACAUUUCUUUGCUCCAGCUCUACUCCAUAUAUCACACACACACUGCCUUGUUCUCAACCCCCCUUACCCUGUAUGGCGCCAAAACAUCUCCCCCAUCCCCCUCUCAUCCACCCACUCUUUGCAGCUUGAACCGCCCCCUCACAUGGCAACAGACCAAUGAGACCCUACGUGCUCCUGUAGUACUGUAUUGUGUUUUUGUGAUGUUUGUUCCCUCGUGGUAUGACUGUUGUUGCACACACAGGAAGAUCCUUAUCCAGAAACGGUUCAUAUCAUCGAAAUCAGAGACGAGAAAUGAUGAAAUCCACAGAUACAUGGAUACAGCUGCUGAUGUGAGGCACUGACAGACCACUGUUUGGCACCCAAAGUUACAUUAAAUAGGAUUGAGAGCUUGUGUAGAAAAUUAGACUUGCUGUGUAACUGAUUUGUGUCUUUUUUUUAAAUCUAAGUAAUAAAUAUGAAUCUUUGAUGAGUAGAAAUUAACAGUCUGGAUGCAGGUGCCAUCCAUCCAAACCAGAGCAGGCCUGUGUGUAUGAACCUCACAUUAGACUCCCUUUAGCCUGCAGAUUGGCAGUAGAGAAGAGCUCUUGUUUUAGACACUAACACAAACACACUUCCCAAGCUUUCCAAAGAAGCCGGAGGCUGGAAAAAGCAGAGUGCCCUACAGAAGAGUUGGCAUACACGUGCAGUCGACAUAACAACCAGGAAUGCUGUUUGUGGAGGCAUCUAUCCAUCGGCAGCUUUAGAAAAUCGCGGGGAGUUUGGUUUUGUAAGCCACUUGUCAUAGCCGUAAAAAGAAGGUGAGGCAAAGAAGGGAACCGUGUAUUUGUUUUGCCUGAGUGCCACACCUAAUAACCAAGGAGCAAAGCUUUCAAAAGAUAGAGAGCAGACUUGGCCGAGAUCCAGCUGCUGUGGGAAUACCAGAGUAUGUGCGUAUGAUUCCAAAAGCAGCGUGGGCGGAUAAGAGAGUACAGCGUAGGAACAACCUCACAUUGAACGAUUGUAGUAGGUGGAGUUAACUAUUCCUGGUUCUUUUUUUUGUUGUUAAUUUUCACAUUAAAAAAGAAAUUGAGAUAUCUUUAACACUUGCUGGGUGCUUCUCAGGUAGUGACGCAUAGUAAAAAAGCAUAACCACCUGUUUACCACGUUAUCCUGCCAUCAAGUAAAGACAAUAACUGAUUCACACAGACUAUUGAUUUUUAAAGAUUGAUUCAUCCUUGAAGUUACCAUUUUAUUAGAAUAUUUUAUCGCUGUCAAUCAAAAUGUAAUAAUAAAUAAUACAUUUUAUUUGUAGUACCCUUUACAUCCCGAGACCUCAAAGGGCUACACGUUAAAAGCAAAGAAAUAUCACAACAAAGGAAUAUAAAAACAGGUUAAACACGUAAGCCUGUCCUUUUUAUUUUUGUUACAUUUUCAUUAAAUGUCACAUUUGCUAAGUUAAACAGGAUGUCUCAAAACGUAACAGUUUGCGUACAUUGAAGCAUAGACGAGGCAAAUGUCUUAGUUUUCUAACACUACAGCUUCAAGUUAUUCGUCAUGGUUAGCUACUUAGAGAUGUACUCAUCAGCUCUUCUGCCAUUGCCUGGAUUGCAGGACAGGAUCUUGAUCUAACUUUUUUGCCACAGUAUCAACAAGCAGUGCUGAAAUGUGCUGGAUUGUUUUCACAUGACAUUUGUCGUCAUACUAGGGACAACUGAAGGUGAUAUUAUUGGAGAAAUAUCUGCCUAUUGGACUGUCUUUUUUAGGAUUAGACCCAGAUUCUUUCAAUAAAACAAUCUUAUUUCCUUAUGGCUUUUAAUAUCAUGACUAUUUUCUUGAAAUAUUAUAUUUAAUCCCUGAAUCUCAGAUUAUUCUGGUGUAAGUAUCAAAUAUACUGUAGAUCAUCAGACAUUAUUAGCUUCCCAUUUCUUAUCAGAAUCAAGAUAAGCUUUACAAGUGAGCCGUUUGCAGUAGAGACAUACAUUGUACUUGAGGUGAACCAAACCUGUACCUCUCUUUUCACAUCUAGUGCACAAAUGCCUCAAGAGGCCACCAAUCGCCCAACAACACCUCUUAACGGUCGCAGAGCCUCUUCCCGAUGUCUCAUGAAAGUGAGGAAAACGACUUAUUCUGUCAGCCUGAACUUGGUUUAGCACGCAUACCUUUACAAAUGAGUCUCCAUGCAGUGCUAAUUGAUCAUAUUUGGUCCAAAUAAUUGUGUUUGGCACAUCCGGUGAAAAAUCUGCACAGAGAUUUGUGACAGUGAGGCUCUGAAAUGAAGUGCUGUGCUGCUGUCAGCUGAUAGGACUUAAUGCAGGUCGCAUGGUAAUAGUUACAACCACCCUCCCUCUGUCCUCCUGAUAAUACUGUGUGUUUGUGUUAUCAGACUUUUAGCUGUUUGUGUAAUCUUAACUAUUCCAUGCUCGUAAGCUGCACAUCCUUCCCUCUAUUUUCACUUACAGACUUUGAGCUGUUACAAGGAAGGCCCUCCCACCUCCUCAUCACACCACUGCUGGUCUGCCUAUGACCAGAUGGCUCUAACCUCUCCUCUCAGUUGAGUUUCCCUUUUAGACUCCAUCUAUUUGACUUGGCUGUCUAUAUCCCUUGUGACCAAUGUUCAGGAAGCUCUGCCUAUCCAACAAUGUUUCGAGGGAGCAGUCAUAUGUAUGCUUUUGAUAAAAAAUAUGUGUUUUCAUCUGUGGGAACAUUUGGAGCAGUUAUUCAUCAACAAAUUCAAUCACAGCUGCCUUGUUGUAAAUAUCUGCCUUUUUUUCUGAAGCAUGAGAACUCAAACUUAAGCAGGUGCAGUUGAAAAGGAAUCUUGAGUUUUUGGUAUGUGGGAACUUUGUUUGCUUUAGUUGGCCGUAUUUGGCAAGACUACUUCUUUUCCUGGCCAAACAAGCCUGUUCACUCGUGUAAUUGCCCUUUAAACAAAAGCAGAUUGAUGAAACUGUGUGUUAUUUUCACCCCCAGCAUCUUAUCUUUGUAAAUGGAUUACCAGCUCACUCAUUUACUGAUGUGCGGACAAACCCUGCAGAGGAAGAGUGGGUCAGGGAUUAUCUUCUGAGACUGAUUGAUGUAAUGGGGACAUUUAUUGUGAAAUCAGACUGAAAUUCCUUGUGAUAUUUUGUUACAUGAAUUGAAGGUAGGCAAGUGGGUUUUUAUCCCAAUUACAAUAGAUGGCACGACAUGUACCUGUACCUGUUGGCUUCAGAACUGUCAUAUAUUUGUGGCAUACUUUCAACGAGGUGUUGAAAACCUCCCUUUGAGAUUUCUGCCCAUAUUAAAUGACCGCAUCACACAGGUGCUGCAGAUUUGUCGGCUGUACAUCCAUUAUGUAAAUCUCCCGUUCCUCCACACCCCGAAUGUGCUCUAUAGGAUUGAGAUCUGGUGACUCUGGAGGCCACCGGAGUACAGUGGAUUCAUUGUCAUGUUCAAGAAACCAGUUUGAUAUGAUUCGAGCUUUGUGACAUGGUUUAGUAUCUUGCUGAAAAUAGCCAUCAGAGGAUGGGUACACUGUGUUCAUAAAGGGAUGGACAUGGUCAGCAACAAUAUCCAGACGAUGCGUAGUUGGUCCCAGUCCUCCUCUUCUUCUCUAACCUUGAACAUCAACAAGGCAUUUUCAUCCGUAAAACUGGAUAUUUUCUCGUUUUGGGACCAUCCUCUAUAAACCCUAGAGAUUGUGUUUCGUAUGUCAGUUCCCUUAGUGAUAUGCUGCCAUGCUGUGAGUGAAACAUAGUGAUGUUACUAAAAGUACUGAAAAUGUUUCUCUGGUCUUCCUAAAGGUUGUUUGAUAACUUUGUUAGGGUCCCUCUCUUCCAUGUGUCAGUCGUCGAUAUUCUGGUAAAAACAGUUGAUGUAACAGGUUAGCCUUACAACGCUGUUUUUUCUGGGUGUGUCUAUAAUGUUGGAUCACAUUCUUUCUGCUUUGAUCACAAUUUUCAGGCUAACAGGCUAGCCUCCUGCUAAAACUAAAUUACGUGUUACAUCACAAAUUGCCACGUGCCAUGCCUUUGGUUCAUCAUAUGCUGAUAAACUGCUGAUGAACCGCUGACAAUGAUUGCAAUCUCUUUAUAAUCUAGUGCAAGAUGGAUGAUUUUGUUUUGAUUUUCUAUAUAUUCAUGCACACAUAUACGUAGGGCUGUAAUUUUUGACUUCGGCUUCUUUAGCAAGAUUGGCUGGACUCUUACAGGAAAUAAGCAGCUUUAAAUUCACAGUCAACAUCACAUUGUAUGCGUUUCCUUGAUGGAUGAUUUGGUAAGCAUGAGAAGAUAUUGAAGAACUCAUCAGUAAUAUUCAGAAAAUCAUCAAAUAUUUAUUCUGUUUUCCUGUUUCUCUGGUUUAAAACUAAAUGUUGCCUGUGGUGAAACAGGAAAACAGAUCAUUUUUUCCACAUAUGAAAGUGCUGAAGGUGACAUAUCCCAAAUUUUUGUGGUCUGCUUUCUCAGACACUGGAGUAAAUUCAAACAAACUGCAGCAGGGACUAAUUUAGUAUUUUUCCUCUUCUUCACUUCUUUGACAUGCUCACGUAAUAAUAUAAUAUUAAUGCGAAUACUGUUUGUUGUAGUUCUGUACAGUCUGUGUGUGUGUGUAUGAGCAUCUACCAUCUACCUGACUUUUGUCCUCUGCUGCACUGAGACCCUACAGAGGAGUCUAAAGAGUGUUUUUAUGACUGUAGGUUGUUUGUGCAUGUGCUGAAAGAACACAUAAUCAACACUGACACAUAAACUGGUCUGUGAAGACUCCUCCGAGCUUCCGGGGUUAAUGACCUCUGUUACCUUCCUCACCGCCCUUUUUUUUCUCAUGGUUUUGUUAUCACUCAUCACUCACUCAGUCCAUUGUUACAAACUGGCCCUGCUGGGACUGAAUCUAAAAAUUUCCUUGACUGAGCCAGUGGGAGUUGUCGGCUGUAGACGGGGAAACUGGUUUGACAUGAUAACCCUCAAUUAUCUUUGUGCUUGUUCUGACUAUUAUCAAAGAGUGAAGACCUGUUUAUUUAGAGGAAUUUACACUGUUUGGGAGUGUAAGAAUUGUGUGCAUGUGGAAAUAUUUGCGUAAAGGAGCUGUUUGUACCUCACAACCAUCAACACUAUGGUUUGGUAGUCUGUGCUUAACUUCUGCACAAGAAGCUGGCAAGGUGGCGAUAACAGGUGUUACUAGAAAGAACUACACACCUACAUAGAAACUGCACAUUUCUGGAUGGGAGAGCCUUCAUGUAGGAAUUCAAUUCACACUUUUUUUUCCCCUUCAAAAGCCUCCUGAAAUAGACUGAGUCACAUUAUUGUCACAGUGCUUAUUCAUUUGAAGACUCCCUCUCUUCCUGCAUGUUUGACUUCGAGACGUAACCUUUACCUGGCAGCCAGACAUUUUAGUUUUGAAGAUCAACAUAUCCUUUAACGGUCUUAUCUGGCCUUAACUUAUGACUUUGUGACGCAACUCAAAAGCAUAAAUGUGAAACACUACACCAUUUCGAGGCGAACUUGAUCUUCUGGACUUUACUCGACUUUUUGGUUGAUCUGCUAUCAGAGUAGCUGUUCUUCCUCAUGCCAUAAGUUAGUGUUGCAAAUGAAGUUGUUUUUUUGUUUUUUUCAUCUUGUUGAUACCAACAUUUACAGUAUUUACUUCCUAUCUGUGCUCCCAGUGUCUCCCCUCUGUUGGUGGGAAGAAAAGGUCCCUCACCAAGGGGGUAGAAACUGCUAAUUGAGUCCACAGGGAGAAAAUGCAAGGAACAAACACCAGGAGCUUGUUUUUCAGGCCUCUGCUGGGAUUUCGUAAUGGGUGUCCCAGCAGGUUAAUGUAUAUACGAGUGCAGUCCAGCAGUUAAGUGGUACUUUAUGUCUUCUUCUGUCCCGUUUUAUUCACAGUACCACUCACAGUUUAGUAACUAUACCACAAAACCUCACAAUGUGUGCUACUGUAGGAUGUUGAAUCUAUAACAUCAGGGUAAGGGAGGCUAAAUCAAAAGUUUGGGGAGAACUGUUUACACUCAUUCAGUGUUGUUUCGUUCGUGAACGAUUCGUUCAGAAGAACCGAAUCUUUUAAGUGAAUAUACUGAAGCGAAUCACUUCCUCGAGUAAUUCGUUAGUUUCUCACUUCAGUUGAGCUAAAGUAAGAAAGGACAAGGGACCCCAUGCACCAAUGCCUGAAUCACUUGGUGAACGAAUCACACAUUGAACUACACUCUCUGGAAUCAUUUUUGUCGGACAUGUUCAGUGUGAAUUCUUCUAAACAUUUAGUGAAUGAAUCAUUCACUGAGCCCAGUUUUUCGAGCAGACCCGAUGAAUAGCAAACUAUAGGACAGUACACUUAAAACAUCAUGACUUAUAAACUAGUUCAUUUUUACAAACAGGAGGUCGGAGUCGCAGGCAUCUCCCGCCAAGCGCUAAAUGAUUCGGUGAUUUGGUGAACAAAUCUUUUGAAUGACUCUUUUUAGUGAAUUGAUUCAGUACAUCUAAUAGAACUGCCAUGCCCAUCACUAUCAUUCAGGCUUCCUCUCUGGAUGUACAUUUAAGCAAUAUGACCACACGUACUUUACAUGGGGCUACACAUUGAACAGUGUGUCCACUAGAAGGUGCCCCAACAAAAACUGUCUCACAAAGAUUUUCACAACUCUUCACCAACUUGCACCACAUAUCCUUAAAAAGUUCUGCCUUUAUUUCCAAUAUAUACAUUCUUCAGUUGUGUGUUACUGGCUUGGUGUGAACUGUUGGCUUUCUUUUAGGUUGUAGCUCCCUUGUGUGUAUGCUAACAUCCUAGCAUCAGCAAGGCGUCCAUGUUUGAACAGAUCAAUUAAAGUCUCGUAUUUAUUUUAGUCCGUCCACUAAAGUUUCUGUUCAGACAGCUGCAUGUGGGCUCCUGAAUGGGAAAGCCAUGCUACGGAGAGCUUAUGCUGUAAAUCCAGCUAAUGCUGAAUCACUCUGAUUAUCAGAUGCACUGAGAGGGGGGUCUGGUUGGGGGGGGGAUUACUGUGAUUUUGUGUCUGCCUUGGGCGCUGACAGUGCACAGGGUGUGACCUGGCCCUUUUUGGAUGACACAGAUGAGUUUUGGCUAGCUGUUGUUGUCCGGUUGGCUGGCGGGUGCUAUGGGGUCAUGUCGCCUGAUGCAGCAGUGCAUGUCUGUUGGUAUCUUUGGUGAAGGUAAACUUUAACAGAGGUGAGGAAGUUUGUUACACAAGGCGUAACUUUAUUGUAUGUUACAUAUCAUUGUUUUUGACCUGUGAGUGGCAGUGCUGUUGCAGUUUAAGAUAAGCUUCCCAAGCCUGUCCCAACCUCGUAAAAGAGGAAUAACCACCAUAAAGUCAGUAACACGUGGAGAAAGAACAAAAGAAUACCUGUCUCUAAAGUUAAGAAACACUGAGAUAUAACCAUCUUUCAUUUGAUUCAACUUUCUUUACAGCACAUUGUUGACUUAUUUUUUAUGUUUGGGUUUUAUAAAGCUUGUUUUGACCUUCCUAGUCAGUGCAUCAGUGUUUUAUCUUCCCCAAUCAGAUUUGACUCUAGAUUAGCCCCUCUGAUGAGCUCCACUAUAUGACUUUGAAGCUGUGACCCUGCCCUGGUUUGUUUGUGUGUGCGCGUGUGUGUUCGGGUUAUUGCAGUGUUAAGUCAGUGGGUAAAGUCAUGUUUUUGAGAGGUCAGGGUUAGAGAUAAGGGCUUCAAGAGAUGUUGGCUUCUUUGCUUUUGCUUUGGGUUUAAACCAACGUAAAUGUGUUUUUAUAACACACACGCCACCCCAUUCACGUGUUGUUUUUGUUGUAAGUAUUGCGAUGGCGACAACCUUUUCAAAACUCCCAUGUUUGUUUAUGAAUAUACAUUAGAGCUGAGAUUCAUUUGGUGUCAAUUGUAACCAGGGAAUUGGAAAAAUAAAGCCAUAAUUUGUUGUAUCCUACAGCUUCUUCUUGAGUGUCUGUAACCUCCAGCCAUGUCCCCUGUUGUUUCGAAGGUGAAUAUCUGCCGGUUGUAUCACAUCAAUCAUGAUACGGAGAAUUUCAGAGCUCAAAACAAAGCCUCCAGCUAUAAAACAUUUUGUUUUUCUAUCAAAUAAGGGGCCGUUGAUAUCACUCCAGUGGAGUUCUGAAGGCAAAACAAGAGAAUCAUGGUUGUCACCUUAUCCAACAUUGACGCACAUAUAAGACUUAAUCGUACUUCUCGGGAUGAUCGAUCAGAAGUAUGACUGACCAACACUACAUACUUGUUAGUGUGUGUGUUUGUUUUGACCUAAAACCCCAGUGCCCUGUUGACAUAACUGUUUCCCACCUGAGGUACCGACUAUGAUUAAACCAUGCAGUCAUGUUUCUAAAUGAGGUGCUUUCACUGUCGUCCUUGUAAUUGUUCAUCAGCGUUGUUGUCAUUCUAACCAAACAGCAGGUUAAGGGUUUGAACUGAUGUGAGGGUGUUUGUGUCAGUGUGAGUCAGAGUUAGUACUCAAAUAACUGUUUUCAUAACUCAGGUAGAGAAUCAACAUUGGACUGAAGUGUAAUUCCUCUCAGUUCAUAAUGUGGCAAGAAAAUUUUCACUCUGAUGGAGGUAAAAAAUCCUCAACUUUGAACCUUUUCAACCAACGAUGUGUCCAUUAAAGAGGGCUUGUAAUGUCAGGUCCAGUUGGAGAUUGUUUUCUGCUGCCUCCCCUCACAUGGCCUUGUGCCUGACCCACUACAGAGCAUCACAUGAUCGCCAUUUAAGAGGGCAUCCUGUGACCUCUGAAAAACAAAACGUAAGAUGCUUCUCCGGCUGAGUCAUGGCUGAUGUUAAGGUCACUCUCUCACACCGCAGUGUAUCUCAUGACCUGCUCUGACUAACCUCUGACCUGUAUCGCUUUCAUCUCUGUUUCCUCUGCUCUGCUCGUCCUCUUUGAUUUAUAGACACGGCAGCAAAGAUGGCAACAGUGUGAAGCUGAAGUUCAGUGUGUCUAAACACAGCUUGUCUUCCUGCUUCACUCGGGGUGUGUUCUGAGUGUGAAUGAAGCUGGUGAUUGUGGUGAUGUGUGAGGCAGUGCCAGCCCCUGUGGAGAGUUUGGCUGAACAGCCUGUUUUAGUAUAAACAUUUUGACUGUCAUCUAAAAUCUUCACUGCCACAAACACAGCUGCUGUGAAUUUGUUAGACCGCAUAUUUACCCUCUUUCACAACCUGUUAGACUCUUUUUUUCUUCUGUAAUCCUCCUCCUGAUUCUUCAUUGUAAUGACAGCAGAGUGUCCAAUAGUCUGUGGAAACAGACUGGUUUUGAAGGGAGCUGCUGCCAUCCUGUGGAUACUCUGUCAUGGUUACUAAACAGUCUUUUUUUUUUUUUUUGUUACUAAACAGUCUUUCAUAAGCACGGCUCGGCGGUGAUGAGUCAUGGAGAGGUGUGCUUUCACGUGGUCAUGCUCAUUUAACCAAAGUCACAAGUUUAGGAGCAUAAUUUAAUCUGCAAAGAAAGGAAGUGAAAAUAUGGGAAAUAAAGUUCUCAUAAACAUGAAGUAAUUUUCUGGUUUGUUUGGCCAGUGUUUUUACACGUUAUUUACUUUGUUUAAAAGCUGAUGUUGUAUAUUCUUAUUCAUAGUAUUGACAUUUCACCCUCUUCAUAUUAGCAAGCUUAGUUUCCUCGCUCCUCCAUACCUCUCUGAACUCCUCCACAUUAACACUUCCACCUGGACUCUCAGGUCUGCCUCAUCAAUCAGCCCCGUUAUGUCUCCGGCCCAUCUGUCCACUAUGGGAUCCAGAGCCUUCAGCCACGCUGCCCCCCGCCUUCGGAACUCCCUCCCCCCUGAUAUUAGGAAAAAUUGACUCACUCUCCAUUUUCUAAUCCCAUCUCAAAACUCAGACAGGCCUACUGAGAAUAGUAUUUGAUGUUCUGCUGCAGAGUCCAGAGUCCAACUUUUUAUUUAAUACUUUGUUGUGUUGAUGUGUUUUUAUUGAUUUUACUAUUCUACUGAUGUGUCUUUUAAUUGCCCUGUGAGGUGUCCUUUAGUGCCCUGAAAGGCGCCCACAAAUAAAAUGUAUUAAUAUUAUUAUUAUUUCUAUCAUCUGUAAGAGACAUAAAAUCAUCUCCAUCAGUUUUUAAAUUAGUGGUCGACCAGUAUCAGUUUUUCAGUGGCUGCUGCCAUGAAUGAUAACGAGAGAGCUGGUUGACCCAUGGCUAAUAUAUAAUAACUGAUAUAACAUUGCAUUGAUAAAACAUCAAUUUAAAAAUACUCAGUGGGAAGAAAAAAAAACGCUGGACGAAAGUGAAUAUACUUUCAAAUAAAAGUUAAAUAAUAAUAUUGUUAUUAAACUGCGUUACUUUAGUAUUAUAACAGAAUUUCAACCCCAGGAGAUGGGGAAAUGCUUUUUUAUUUGAAAAGAUAAUGAUGAAAUCAGCUUUGUAAGGGCUGAUAUGAUGCUAAUUAUGUCAAAAUGCCAUUAAUGAGCCUUUUUGGGGGGACAACCAAGUUACUACACUAUCUUUGGGUUAGAGAUUUCAAUAUCCCGUGUUAAAAUAUCAUUUUUUUGUAUGUUUGUUCCUCGCUGAAAACAAAUGAGCGUCUAUAAUAUUGUCUGAUACUGUGUGCCCCUCUGUAACCUAAUAUAUUGCAAUGGGAAACACUCACAGAUUGUUUUUUCUGGUUUUUACUGACAUUACACUUUUUUGUUUUUUCACAUUAUUAUAAUAUUCGAGGCAAUGUUGUAAUUUCACAUCAACACAUUGACAAGCAUACUCACCAAAACCCAUUGUCAAUCAAUCUAACAUGAAAUUUAAAACUAUAUUUAUUCACAUCAAACCUAACCCUCCUUCUCCCUCUCUUUCUUUGUAGGUGAUCACCUGUUUUGGCCUCUCCGUGCUGUCUUGUCGCUACGUGGGCUUUGCUGUGGUCGCCCUGCUCGUAGAGGUCAACUCUGUGUUCCUCCACCUGAGACAAAUGCUGCGAAUGGCCAGCAUGGCCGCCGGCACACUAUACCGGGUCAACAGCAUGAUCAACCUGGGCACAUACGUGGUGUUCCGUAUCAACACGCUGGCCUGGAUGACCCGCUGGCUGGUGCUCAACAGAGACAAGGUCCCCCUGCUGGCCUACACGCUUGGCAGCGUCGGCAUGGCCAUCAUGACAGCCAUGAACAUUGUCCUGUUUUAUCGCCUUCUCAGGAGCGACUUCUUGAAGAGCAGCACCCGGGAGACCAAGAAGGAGAAGGAGAUGUAGAGAAGAGGACAGGAAAGGAAACAAGAAGGAUUACAUUCAUAAACACUCCUGUUUGUUACUGUAUGUUAACGCCCCGUGGCUGAGAUUUGGUACUUGUGCUUGUGUGAUUUACUCAAAGCUAAGAGACAGAGGAGUCUUUCUAUCUGACAAACUGUAAAGGUACAUGCAUACAUGGUGUAAUCAAAUGGCCUUACUUGAACACAGAUCACACCCUGCCAUUAUGCUGAAAGCUACAUUUAGUUGUGGUUUUACACUCUAUAGUUGAGUGUGGUUCUGUCAUCCUUAAGUGCCACCAGUGGAUCGCAUUGGUGGAUCACAGUGGAUCACUAAUGGAUGAUAAAGGAUUCUUUAUAGGAACAGUGUAAGGCCUUGUAAAACCAAAACGCCUUAUUAUCUGACAGGGUGUUUCAGCUAAACCUGUUCUGAAAUGUAGCUCAUGGAGACGCCGUGAAUCGAAACCUCUGACACUCUUAUACUUCCACAAAAAAUACAGGAAACGAUUUCUGAAUAUCUUUAGUUAUGUUAUAGAAUAUUCUUUCAUUCAGAUAUAUUAUAUUCAUAUUAUUCUACAGUGAUUAACUUACAAUAACAUCUAUAUACCGCUGAUUAAAAGAACCAGUGGAAUCCAAACCUUCUUGUUGUUUAACACUUGUGCUACAGAGGUGAAUGUACCUUUUUAUUUUCCACCAAAUCACCUCAACUAAAAACAGCCUGCUACCUCAGAGAGCUCUGAACACUUCUUUGCCUCUUUCAAGCUUUGCUGUCAGUGGUCUGGCAGGUUCUUUGUCAUAAAAGAAGAAAAGAUUAAAAUGUUUAAAGAUGAGAUUUGUACGUACAAGGAUACAAAAGCAGAAAAACCAAUACUGACAUGAUGAGGACAUAGGGUGAUGAACAGGAUGCUAGUACGCAAAAUCUCAAGAAUAACAGAUUAGAUUGAACUUUGGUGACACAGUGCAAAACGACGUGAUAUUUGGUGGUUGAUCAUUUAUUGCCUUUUUUUUGCUAUGCCAAAUCAUCUUAUAACAUUCAGGACUAACCAAUCAUCACAGGCUUUACACUAAUUAUAGUUUAACCAUUAAGCCCUGUGAUUAAGCUUGUGCCCUGUAGAUCAAAUCAACCAGCAAGGUUGUGCUUGUAGAUUUAAUUCGUCUCUGACUGGCUCGAGGUUCAAUCACUAUGACAGGGAGACCUUCAGUCACUAAAGAGUAGUAGAGGUCUGUGAUGGUUUUGCAGUCUGCAGUAGGAGCUUUCAGACGCUCAGAGGUUGGUAUUUUCCAUUUCGCCUCUUGAGGGCAGCACACUCCUCAACAUCACACACAGGAGCACCAGCGUUAUCUCAGUUGGGUCUGCACCUCCUGCUUUUAAUUUGAAAGAGCCAAUUAGUGCAGAGAAUUUCCUGUUUGAGAUCUGUGAAUACAGCAAACUGCUAAAACACACGGCUGCUACAAACCUGUAUGCCCUUGAUGCCAUGUCUCUUUGUUGUCUCUGUUUUGUGCGUGUGUGUGUGUAUUCAUUGUUUUUGGGGGUGUGUUUUGUAUAUUUGUAAUUUAUUUGUACUAAAACAGAAGUUGCUCAUUAAAGAUAAGGCAGACAUGAUGUUAAAUUAAUUUUCCCGUUGUGAAAACAGUUGAUUAUAGUGGAUCUGAAAUGAUUAUGUAAGUCAUAUUUUUGCAGGACAUUGUGCCACUCUGGGUCUUAAUUUUUUUUCAAGGUAGUAGUUUCAUCGUUAACGGUCAUCUCAGCUGUACAGAAUCAGCCAUUAAACCAGGCUGUCGACAAGCAUGGGCACACUGUACUUGCUUGAAGUUGUAUGAACUAGUUAUAAACACAUACAAUCAGCUGUAGUCCGCCUAAACACAGCUGGUACAAACACAGUCCACAAAUUUAACUCUGUCCAACAAAGUCAAGACAUGGCUGCACUAAUGAAAAGCACUAUUUGGAAGGAAUUCAGUAAAAUUGAGAUCAUUGUUGUUGUGCCUGAUUGCUAAAUGCUGUUUUUUAGAUCACGAGUAUUAGAGCAGUAGGAAAUUUUUAUUAUCCUGAAUGUUGAUUUGCAGUUUUUGAAAUUGAUAGGGCAGCUUAACUCUGUGGUUGUAGUGAAGACAUCUGGUGAGAAUUGAAGUUCUUUCUAACAAGUAAAAAGCUUAUACUUGUGAAUGUGUUGUAAAUGGCAGUGAUGUUUUUUUUGAGAUUAUGAUGUAUAAUUUAUAAUGUAUGCCUUUCCAGAAUUCUAAUCGAACAUAGCAGCCCAAGUUGAGAUUUCUUCCUCGGCAAUGCGGCCAAAAACAAGCUACUACUGUACUGCUCUCCACACUCUGAUGCUUCUUCUCCCAGCUAUAUUUAUGACCUUGACUUCAAAACUGUCAUUCUCCAAACGACAGAGGAAGAAACUUCGGCUUCUUCAUUGUGGGUAGUGGACACAAAGAAAGAGAUUUCCAGAUGUAAUAGCAGAGAAAGGCGGAGGUUAAUGUCUUAUGUACUGCUUCAUGUUAUCCUUAUUGUAUACAGUAGCUAAAUGUUGGUGUUGAUUUCAGUGGCACAGUGGAAAAUACAAAUUUCCUCCAUUCUCUGGUGUUGCUGAAAUACUGUUAGCUGUUAAAACUUACAACAACACAGACUAUUAACACUGUGCAGCUUUUCUCCGUCUUGAAAAUCCCUGAUCAUGAGACAAACAUGGAAUACAAAGUCAGCAAGAACAAGUGAGGCUGUGAAACAAAGUCCUCUGCUUUCUCUUUGCCUGUCGCCUCUCUCAUGACCGUGUCUUUAUGCGUAAAUAUGACAUUUAUUUUUUCAUGUUUCGGCAGAGAUUUUUGUAAUUAUAACUCCAAUUUAUAUGUUUAUAUGAUAACAUUAUUUGUUUAACGUGCAAAUAAAGAUCAAAAUUAACUUUGUUGUGAUUCCUUGUGCUGAAAGUUUUCACUUAUGAACAUUUGGGUGAGGGGUGUUAUAAAAGAGGUAGAAUACGUUAUUUGUGGGGGAAAUAUUUGGUACCACCAAUACUAGCUUUAUUAAUGUAAGUUAAUA